AUGGUAGUCCACACGUCCAAAGGGACCGUCAGAGUAGGCGGUCUCGGCAAAAGAGCCCCUCGGGCAUACUGCUCAUUACCCGCAAGCAAGCGACGUCAUGUCGGGGAUCGUAUACUAAACCCAGCCUUCUUUGAGGGCAAGCAACACGGUCAUCGGAGCCCAAUAUGCGACGCCAUCAUUGAUUUCGGAGAUAUAAACGGCAUCGUCUCGGAGGGGACCAAAUAUGCUGCUGCCAACGGCGCAGUUGGUCAUGGUACUUUCAACAUCUUCGGUCUCUCUGAAAACUCUGCCUCCAAUUUACCAGCGACAGUCGAUGACUGCAAGGCUGGCGAUAAAGAUGACACAACAGGUGUCGAGCAGGAUUUCGAGGCAGACGUCCUGGCAGAUUUCCUGGCGGCAUAUCCCUCGCCCUCACAGACUAUUUUGACAGACCACCAACCACCGUCACUCCCCGAGUAUAUCACACCUUUGAAGAAGACUCUGUCUGCCGAAGACCUCAACCACCUCAGGAGAAGGGGUGCUCUCGACAUUCCUGACUCGAUAACGCGUGACCUUCUUUUGACAACUUAUGCGAAAUGGAUACAUCCUUUCGCACCGAUGCUGGAUCUCCAAGCCAUCCUGUCGGCAGUCUCCACCAACGGUAGCACAGGCACAACCAGCCUGCUUCUUUUCCAAGCAAUCAUGUUUGCCGCGAUGGCAUACCUCAAGACGAACAGCCAGCAUGGAAGCCACAAGCAAACGAGAGGCAUAUUCUAUGAACGUGCCCGACUUCUUCACGACUUUGACGUCGAAGUGGAUCGGCUCAUCAUCUGUCAAGCGGCUAUCCUAUUGAGCUUCUGGGACGGGGACUGUGAAGGUGUCCGGGACAGCUAUUAUUGGAUCGGAAUCGCCACAUUGCACGCAAGCAGUAUCGGGCUCAACUUCGAUCCCAUGAACAGUCUCUCAGAUCCAAACCAUCGGCGUUCAUUCAAGACGACAUGGUGGACACUUGUGAUGAGAGAUAGAUUGCUUGCUGUCGCCUUGCGGAGACCGGUACAGAAUAGCGUGUUUCGUUUCGAUGUUCCCAUGUUACAUCUUGACGACUUCCGACUAGAGUCGCUCUUGGUUGCUUUCCAGAAAAACCUGCAGAUUCACGACAUUAGCUUACCCGAGCUAGAAACACUCGCCAGUUCCUGCGUGGCUCUGGCUCAGCUUUCCGAGUACAUCGAUAAAGUCUUGACUGUGCAGUAUACUGUACAAAGAGCCCCCUCUGCUGCAGGACGGAGCGCAGUCGCUGUAUCUCUGGUUCCGAGGGUCACCAGUCCAAGAUGGCUGGAUAUCAUGACGUGCGGACAAGAGCUGCAAAAUUGGUAUGGAUAUUUACCCACUGAAGUACAACAAGUUGAGUGCCAUCACGACAUCGGAGAUCGAAAGGAGAACGAGCUCGUGAGUGUCCACAGGGCUCUCUUAGCCGGUUAUUACGCCAUGACUUUGAUGACUCUAUACCGGCCUUUGCUCAACCUGUCAUGCUCAAAUGCAAACGAGACCAAGCUGCGAAGUCUGUCGAUGAAGAUGGUUUCACAGGCCUCAAAAAGCAUUACAAGCAUAUUCACCAAACUCUAUGCUGACCAUCUCAUCCCCUGGUUGCCAGACACUGCGAUUGCCAUUUUGGAACCAGCCGUCGCCACACACCUGCUCUACAGUAUGUCUGAGCUUGAACAAGUGCGACAGAUCAGCUUUCAAAGGUUUUACCUCUGUUGGCGCAUUCUCCAGCAGCUGGGAGAAGUUUACUUUCUGGCAGAGACCACCAUGACGAUGCUCAAUGCCGCCGCGCACAGGCUCAAGUCGCUGCCAGACAUGAGGGGCAUGAAGUCUGUCGCCUGUUCACAGCUUAUUGAUGCAAUCAGUCCCUCUGGUGGUGGCGACGACACCGCAACUCAUCUAGCUGUUCCCUUUAUCGGCGUUGUUGGAGACCAGAAGAAGGAUCGGUCCGAUGUGGCAGUGGACUGGAGUGACCCGCCAGACACCGGGGAGCAGCGCAAGGAUAACGAGCAGGUAUCAGACACAUGUGACCAUGAUUUCGACCUGGAAGCGAACUGUGCCUUGGAUUCGAUCAACUUUGACCAACUUGUCUAUUGGGAUGCGGUCGAAGAGAUCCCGACUAACAGCUCACUAUGA
Messenger RNA from Fonsecaea nubica, 2157 nucleotides. RefSeq lists its product as hypothetical. Lineage: Eukaryota; Fungi; Ascomycota; Eurotiomycetes; Chaetothyriales; Herpotrichiellaceae. The record is from RefSeq and is a predicted model, not a curated record. Gene Ontology annotation, biological process: DNA-templated transcription. The transcript is spliced from 2 exons. Gene Ontology annotation, molecular function: zinc ion binding; DNA binding. Bases 1 to 2157 code for a protein of 718 amino acids.